Molecule: messenger RNA, 2111 nt
Organism: Anthonomus grandis grandis
Lineage: Eukaryota; Metazoa; Arthropoda; Insecta; Coleoptera; Curculionidae
Gene: Neos
Product: nuclear receptor coactivator 5
Exons: 7
Coding region: 145-1500 (451 amino acids)
Molecular function (GO): RNA binding
Source: RefSeq, a predicted model, not a curated record
AUUGACAUUGACAGCGAUGCGCGAUGCCGAUGGCCCGGCAGUAAUAUUUUUUGGUUAAAAAAUGUUUGCUAACAAACAGUUAUUAUAAAAUAGGAUAAAUCCUUUAUUUUCGAACAAAAAAACAUUUAACAAAAACCUAUCAAAAUGUACCGUACAGACAAGCAAUUUAUGAAGAACCCGGCCACCGCGGCUAUGCGAAUUUACAUAGGCAAUAUUCCCAAGGCAGUUAUUGCAGAUGAUUUGGAAGCAAAGUUUUCCAAGCAUGGUAAAAUUUUGGGGCUUGUUAUCAAUACCGGUUUCGCUUUCAUCCAAUAUGAGAAAGAGUCCGAGGCGAACGAGGCUAUCAAUCAUGAAAAUGGCGCCAAUAUGAUGGGUAGGAAAAUUGUAGUUCGACAAGCCCUUUCCGGUGCUUCAAAGGAGGCUAUUGCACAUAAAGGAGGUCCACCAGGUGGUCCUCACAGAGCUCACAGCCAACAGGAAACAGACCAGAAAAUUAAAUUUGAAAGACCUCAAGUGGAGACACCUGAAGAAGAAAUGGACCCUGGCCCUAACAUCAGACCGCCACAACCAAUAGAGGAUAGAGGACGAAGAGGUGGGCGUGGUGGCAAUAGAGGUGGAAGAGGUGGUGGUAGAAACCGGUCUAUUGACAGGUUUGAACCUCCAAAUGAUAUGAGGGCAAUGCACCAACCUUUUUCUGAACGCGGAGGCCCUGGUGGAUAUUAUGAUGAUUUUGCUCCCCCACAGCAUAUUCCAGCAGAAGUGGUACCACCAUCAGAUAGAAACGACUGUGAAAUCAUCGUAGUUUCUCGAGCUUUGACGGAGUAUGCAGAAUUCAUUGAAUCUAGACUGAAAGCCAUGGGCCUUAUAGUGGAUCUAUUAUUCCCAAAUGAAGACGUACCUAUUGGUAAAGUGCUGGCUAAUAUCUCAAGUAGAGGUUGCCUGUAUGCCAUUUUGGUUAUGCCUCAAAACGAGGAGCAUCGCAGUUUAACUUUAAAUGUUUUGCAUGGGAUUCCACAAGAACACAGAAAUAUGCCAAUAGACGACGCAUUACUUCUGGUACAAAGAAAUUUCGAAGCAUAUAUGAGAGGAGAAAAGGCACCAGAGGAUCCCAAUAAAAUGACUUUGGCAGAUAGACAUCCUGCGCCAAUUCAGAUGCUUUUUAACCUGCUGGCCGAAAACCGUAUGCUCACGACGCCCCAGUAUGACCGUCUGUUCAAAUACCUCCAAGAACGUCGAGAUUUACAACGGGAACACGAAAUCUCGGAGGGUCUCACUGAGGACGCGGACGACGGCUCGCGAGAUAAGUCCAAUGAGUUGCAAAAUAGAAUUUUAAAUAUUUUAAACAAGACGAACGAUCCUAUAAUACCCACCUCUAUCACAGCUCCCGAGCCUGCACCUCCAGAACCUAGCACUCCUCUUUUAAAAGAUCCUUCAGUCCAGAAAGCCCUUGAUAGUAUUUUAUCCGGGGAUAUGUUUAAAAAUAUCGCUGGAGGAAUUUAAUAAUUAAUUGUGAUUCUUUUCUUCUGGCGAUUAGUUAUAUUGCAUUUUUUUAGAAAAUUUGAUGGACAUUGUAAAAAUCAAAAAGUAAGUUAAGAUAUUUAUGCUUGUAGAUUUUAAAUGUGUUUUAAAGUUUUAUGCACUUGUGCAUUAUCAUAUCUAGGAGAUUAUACAAAACUGCCAAUGGUGUUUUAAUAUCAUAUUAUUAAAAUAGAUCCUGCUUGAUUUUCAAUUUCGGAACUUUCUAGAUCUGGUAAUGCCCCAAAAAAAACUUAUUUUCAAUGAUUAUUUGACAUGCAUUUUGAAAUUAAUGAGCUAUAUAAUAUUGUCGUCAAAACGAAUGAAAAUGGUCAAGUAUUCUUUAAAGAAAUGUGGUGUUUAUUGUGGCAAAACACGUCUCUAGUGCAAAUAUAUAAUUUGAAACAACUUUGUCAUUUUAUAACGUUGAUAAUUUUAUAAGUUUCUUACUUUGUCGUUCAUCUUAGCGCUUAUCAACUUAAAGAUAGAUAAAUCUCGUAAGACUCUAGUUUUAAGACACAAACGAUGGUUUGAUUUAUAUGUUUAGUUGUAUAAGGUCAUAUAAUGGUGUAUAAUAAAUUUUUGUUCUUAACGUA